CGUCUGCGCGACCCGACCGCACCGCCACGACUGGCGCGCCGCCGCCGCUCGCCGCACAGGCAUGACCAAUCAGAGGAACUACCCCGGUCACGUGACCAAUGUGGACGCCCAUCAUGGCGGCGCAAGGUGACGCAUUCAGAGCGCAACGAUUCACUCACCAGCCGCAAGAUGUCGUCCCAGCGCCACAGCAAAGGCCCAACGCAGCUUCUCAGGACCGGCCGGCAGCGGCGGCGGAGGCGGCGGCGGAAGCGGAAGAGCCGUCGGUCCGGACCCAGGUGGCGGUUGUGCAGCUGCCCGACGCCAGCGCUACCACCGGCGUGACGCCUCUCUCCACCCAGGAGGGUGAGCCGGCCGCCAUGGCGCACUCGUCGCGCCUGCGCGCCGCCGCUUCCACCGCCGGCAGGAGCCUCCGCCGCCUCUCCACGUCGCUGCAGAGGCGGUGGCGGCGCGCGGCGGGCGGCGACCCGCUGUCGGGCGGCGCGGACGGCUUCCUGGCCAAGUUCGCGGGCGCCGGCGACAGCGAGCAGGAGCCCAGGCCCUUCUGCUGGGGAGACCGGCUCGCCGUCGACCCGGCGCUGCCCUUCCACUACCGGUGGCUGAUGCUGGUGUCGCUGGCGGUGCUGUACAACCUGGUGCUGGUGGUGGGGCGCGCCGUCUUCUGGGAGCUCAACAACGCCGUGCCCGCCCUCUGGUGGACGCUCGACUACACCUGCGACGCCAUCUACCUCAUAGACACCUUCAUACACGCGCAUGAGGGCUACCUGGAGCAGGGGCUGAUGGUGCGCGACGCGCGGCAGCUGCGGCGGCACUACGUGGAGACGGGCCGCUGGCGGCUGGACGUGCUCAGCCUGCUGCCCACCGACCUCGCCUACCUGUGGUGGCCGCCCGACUCCUGCCACGUGCGCGUCCCCUGCCCCGUCAUCGUGCGCGCCAACCGCCUGCUGCGCCUGCCGCGCAUGAGCCAGUUCUUCGACCGCACCGAGACCAAAACUGGCUACCCCAAUGCUUUCCGGAUUUGCAAGGUGGUGCUGGCCAUCCUGGUGCUGAUCCACUGGAACGCAUGCUUCUACUUCGCUAUCAGCUACGUGAUCGGCUUCGGCUCCGACAACUGGGUGUACAACCUCAACGGCGGGCGCAACAGCAGCCUCUCGCGGCAGUACAUAUACAGCUUCUACUGGUCCACGCUCACACUCACCACCAUAGGCGAGACGCCGCAGCCCGAGAACGACGCCGAGUACCUGUUCGUCGUGGCCGACUUCCUGGCCGGCGUCCUCAUCUUCGCCACCAUCGUCGGCAACAUCGGCUCCAUGAUCAGCAACAUGAACCUGGCGCGCGUCGACUUCCAGACGCGCAUGGACGGCGUCAAGCAGUACAUGGCGUUCCGGCGCGUGUCACGCGAGCUGGAGGCGCGCGUCAUCCGCUGGUUCGCGUACACGUGGGCCAACAAGCAGGCGCUCGACGAGGAGCGCGUGCUCGCCGCGCUGCCCGACAAGCUCAAGGCCGAGAUCGCCAUCCACGUGCACCUGGACACGCUGCGCCAGGUGCGCAUCUUCCGCGACUGCGAGCCGGGCCUGCUCGAGGAGCUGGUGCUCAAGCUUCGCCUCCAGGUGUUCAGCCCUGGCGACUACAUCUGCCGCGUGGGCGACGUGGGCCGCGAGAUGUACAUCGUGAAGCGCGGCCGGCUGAGCGUGGUGGCGGACGACGGGCACACCGUGCUGGCCACGCUCAGCGCCGGCUCCGUCUUCGGCGAGGUGAGCGUGCUCGACAUCGCGGGCAACCGCACCGGCAACCGGCGCACGGCCAACGUGCGCUCGCUCGGCUACUCGGACCUCUUCUGCCUGGCCAAGCGCGACCUCUGGGAGGCGCUCGCCGACUACCCGGACGCGCGCCGCUCCCUCACCGAGCGCGGCUGCCAGCUUCUGCGCAAGGACGGCCUGCUCGACGAGGAGGCCUUCCACCGCGCCCAGGCCGAGCGCGAGUCGCUCGCCGACAAGGUCGACCGUCUCGAGAACACUCUAGAGAUACUGCAGACGCGGUUUGCACGCCUGAUGGCAGAGUAUAAGAGCCACCAGAGCAAAGUGAAACAGCGCCUCUCACGCGUCGAGCGACGAGAAGACGAUGACCGCAGCCGAAGGAGCAGUAGCAGAGCAAAAGACACACUAAAACCUGGAGAAAUGGAAAAAUUAUCACUGUCAUCUUUUGACAAAGAACUAGAGGCAAAUUGCCAAGUGAGGAGAUCCUUCCAAAGACCCACAACCUCUCGCCUUCGAAGAAGCAAACAAAACACAAUGUAGGCAUCAGAGAAAAUCUGGUGGCUUCAGUGCUGUCAGACUGUCACAGCUACUACCAUAUGUGUUUGAGUGUAUUCUACCAACAUUUGUUUUCAUCUCUGCACAUGUGCAAAUGCAUAGUUUGUUCACAGUUUGUGAUUAAGUUCAAGUACACUGUAAUCAGCUCUAACUUUCCAGAACAAUGAAGAAUUUUUCACGUCUUCUGUUAGCCUCUUUUCAUCUCUUGAUUGCCUGAGUGACUAAGCUUCACAUAAAAUUACUUAAGUUACUAAAACAUUCAUUGAUAACUGUUGGCUGUGUGUGCUGAGGAUUUGAAACCAUAGUUUGCUAUAUGUUUUCAUCAGAAGAGAUGUGACAAUUGUGUAUAGGAGUCCUCAGCAGUGAUGGUAACAGUGGUGAGUGACAAAUAUGAGAAGAUAUAUUUUUGUAUCAAGAGACAUCUUAAACCAGUAACAUAUCUUUCAUGUAAUUACUUCUGUCCUCAAAAAGUGAUAAAGUUUUGAAACAGUGCAGACUUUAAGAUAAUUGUUUUAUAAUAAGAUAUGAAACUGCAGUGCAGAAUUGGAGCAAAUAUUCCAAGAUUUACCAUGCCAUCCAUUAAAACAUGUCCAUUUCAGUUGUAAUUUUUAAUUGAAAAUGUUUGUAGUUACUGUAUUUUAAACAAUAUAUAUUGCAUAUAUUCUUAUAAUGGAAGAAACUCUUGAUUUACAUUAUAGUUCUGUGCACAUUUAUUAUGUAAUCUAUGUUAUGACAAUGAAUUAUUUACUGACCAAAUGUCAGUCAACUUCUUUUACAAAUUUCAACCAAACAUACUUUAAUACAAAAUAUAUUCAUGGGGUGCACUGUACAAAACUAAGAGAACUCAGAUUGUCAGUAUCUAUUCUCUUUGCAGUCCCUAUUUCUUACAUGGAUUUGUGGGUUUUACAAUUCUUUACUUUAAAUCCUCACUAACACUUGAUAAACGGGUAACACGAACAAUACUUUGUUACUGACUGUAAUCAGCUGUAUUCACAUCAAAGAAAUUGCUUUCUUUAGUUUGCUACUAUUUAACAAGGUAAGGAGUAAGCCACAAUAUGACAGUUCCUGCAUGCACACCAAAGAUUACAAAUUCAUUAUUUCCUUUUAAUUUAGUCAUACCUACAAUAGUGAUAACUUUAUCAUUUUUACCAAAAUGUCUAUGAAAAAUGGCAUAUAUGGUAUACAAGAAAUGCUACCAUUAGAAUACCAUUUAAUCUGAGGCACAAGAUUAAUGUGUCUAGAUAUAAAAGUCAGUGACAUAUUUGACUAGUUAAAAAGUGGUAAAAUAAACUUUAAGGGUUCCCACUGUAGCUAAGACUUGACCUAGGUGAACAUAUUACCUAAAAAUUGAAAUAUGUAGCUGUGACCAUUACAUGAGUUACAGUAAAAUAAUGUCUAAAUACAAGCUAGUAUUAUAUGAAUGUUUCUCAGAAUGUUUCUUUACAGACAGGAGAUAGAAGGAAGAGAGUGUUUCAACAUUAACUGUGUGGUAAAUGGGUUCCACUUGAUAUGCUGUAUUUAUCAACAAGUAUUGAUCCCAUUUACAGCUAGAACAUUUAAAAAACUGUAAUUUGUUGCACACAUUUUUUGACAAGUUCAGGCAGUAGAAAUCAACAUAUAUAC
This is a messenger RNA of Schistocerca nitens (vagrant locust), 3932 nucleotides long. It is a transcript of the gene CngA, whose product is annotated as cyclic nucleotide-gated cation channel subunit A. The record is from RefSeq and is a predicted model, not a curated record. The transcript has 12 exons. Lineage: Eukaryota; Metazoa; Arthropoda; Insecta; Orthoptera; Acrididae. Gene Ontology annotation, biological process: monoatomic cation transmembrane transport. Gene Ontology annotation, cellular component: intracellular cyclic nucleotide activated cation channel complex; plasma membrane. Bases 99 to 2294 code for a protein of 731 amino acids. Gene Ontology annotation, molecular function: intracellularly cAMP-activated cation channel activity; intracellularly cGMP-activated cation channel activity; protein-containing complex binding.